AUGACAGACGUCGUUGGGCUUGCCAUUGGUAUUGUUGCCCUGGUUGAUACCUGCGUAACAACUUGCGGCCUUGUCUCAAGCGCGAAACACUUUCCGGAGGACUUCGAGGUCCAGCGAGUUGGUUUUCUCUGGGGUGAGAGCCGACUCAGGGACUGGGCCAAGAAAUGGGAGCUUCACCAUUCUGGCAACAUUCGUACUGCUGACCUGCAAUCGGCAAGGCUACUCGUCGAGGAAGCCAAGGUGCAAGCCAUCGAUCUCGAUCUGAUCAAGGCCACCUUAGAGAGCACCGAAAAGCUUCUUGAGAGAUGCAAGGAUUUGCUCGACCGGCACACCCCCCAGCGCUCUGAUCCUACUAGUGCAACCAUUGAUAGGUUUCGGAAAUCAGUCUCCAGCGGGAAGUCUCUGGUCCAGUGGAGCGUAAUUGACGCGACGACUCUCCGUACUCUCACAAACUCGACAUCUGUAGAGAUCCAGCGGCUUACGGCGGCAUCCAGAACCAUGGCAACCCUAGACCAGCUGGGCAUCACACCAAACUACCAAGCUCUCAACGGCUAUCCUGAAAUAAAGCAGCUUUUUUUAAUGCGGAGCGAGCAUAGCCGAAUUGAGACUGUGGGCCGAAGCUGGGCAAGAUCCAAAGACUUGCAGGUCACCAAGUCAGAGUACAAUGUGUGGUACGACUCCGUGACUUCGGGCUCGGCGCGAGGACCCGGCCGUUUCGGUUCGUCCCGGGAUGCCGUGUUGAUCGAGUGGAAAUACUACAUGGGCUCGAAUCAAGAAAACAAGGAACUGGCGCUGUCGAGGACGGAAAGAAUCGCCGAGUUACUAGCUGUGGAAGGGAAGCCUCGGGGUUUCCGCAUCCUGGACUGCGUGGGAUGGUUUCUGGACGAAUCCCAUAGUCGGUGCGGCAUUAUGUUCAGCAUACCACGGCAUAUCGAAAUGAAAGCUCGGGAAGCGGGUGGACGCGUUCGCUGUCUAAGCUUGUCGGACUUGAUAGCCCAACGAACGAAGCCGACCCUGCGGGAACGGUUCCGUCUGGCGUACUUGUUGACUAUGUCUCUUGUCGAGCUCCAUUUAGCCAAGUGGCUGCACAAGAACUUUAGCUCCGACAAUAUCAUCUUCCUCGCGGCUGGCAAGCCAAACGAUUCAGACCUGGCGAACAACCUGGGUGUCGACUUCACCGCACCGUAUGUCGCGUCCUUUGGGUUGGCUCGACCCGAUCAACAUGAUGCCGUUUCUAGUCUUGCUAUGGCUUCCGCUCCUGUCAACAAAGCUUAUCAACACCCAGAUUACUCGCCGAGGACUGUGGACAAUGAGGGUUCCUCUAUCCCCAUGGCACGGUAUCAUAAAGCGUAUGAUUUAUACAGCCUUGGAUGCGUCCUGCUCGAAAUCAGUAUCUGGAAGCCACUUGCGGAACUGGGGUGGGCUGCGUUCACAGAUAAUCCACAAGGGUGGAAAGAUCGGUUGCUAUAUGUGAUCGACAAGAAUGUCGCCUUCCACGCUGGCCCCAUCUAUAAAGAUAUUGUCUUGUCAUGUAUGAACGCGGAGGCAAACCCUAGUCCCCAAGCUGGCGAUGGGGGACCCAUGACUAAUAGUUCAGCUGAGACUUUUGGCUGGGACGUCCUCCGCAAACUUGACCAACUUUCAGUUUAG
This is a messenger RNA of Fusarium oxysporum Fo47, 1650 nucleotides long. RefSeq lists its product as uncharacterized. The record is from RefSeq and is a predicted model, not a curated record. Gene Ontology annotation, molecular function: ATP binding; protein kinase activity. Gene Ontology annotation, biological process: protein phosphorylation. The transcript has 2 exons. The coding region runs from base 1 to 1650 and encodes 549 amino acids. NCBI's taxonomy places the organism in Eukaryota, Fungi, Ascomycota, Sordariomycetes, Hypocreales, Nectriaceae.